Messenger RNA from Liolophura sinensis, 4818 nucleotides. RefSeq names its product RING finger protein 207-like. Gene Ontology annotation, molecular function: zinc ion binding; transmembrane transporter binding; Hsp70 protein binding. Gene Ontology annotation, cellular component: perinuclear region of cytoplasm. The coding region runs from base 208 to 2733 and encodes 841 amino acids. The record is from RefSeq and is a predicted model, not a curated record. The transcript has 16 exons. NCBI's taxonomy places the organism in Eukaryota, Metazoa, Mollusca, Polyplacophora, Chitonida, Chitonidae.
GAAGAGGUGGAGGGAAAAUGGCAGCGACCGAUUGAGAGGGGUGUGAAAGUUUGUAAAUAAGUCAAAUUCCUCGGCGGUGAUGAAUAAUUAUUUUCGCCUAUUCUAUGUUCAGUUCAUUAGGUGUUUCCUACAUAUCACUGGCUGCUGUCCCACUGCACAAAGACUGACAUUGUGACAACACAUUGCAGACAUGUACCAUGAUGAACCAUGUCUGGAGAAAUCAUUCACCAAAUGGAUAACCUGGCUGAUUUUGAGAAUGCAACGAAACGAAAUCCACUCCUAUGUUACCUGUGUAAUGAACAGUUUGAGGAUCCUCGAAUUUUCCCCUGUUUUCAUAGCUUCUGCUCAAAAUGUAUCCGUGGACAUGUGUCUGAUGGAAAGAUUGUUUGCCCUUUGUGUGGUGGGGUUGCCCAGUUGAAAGAGGAUCAGUCUCUUCCACCCAGUGAUUCCUUGCUCAAAUUCCUCAUUGAGUCUUCCACUGAAGAAAAAGCACUUUGUGCAAACUGUGAUAAUGCCAAUGGUCACAUGUUCUUCUGCAAUACAUGCACCCAGCCACUGUGCGGGAUAUGUCGUGAGGACACACACAAAGCCAGGAUGUUUGCAUCUCACGAGAUUGUCCUCAUGGCAAAGAGGACCAAGGACAUCCAUAAACUAUGCAAAUUGCACAGUGAACCUUACAUAAUGUUUUCUACAGAGAAGAAAGUCAUGUUGUGUAUCAACUGUUUCAGGGAUAUGAAGAUAGAAAGUCGGUCUUACUGUGUUGACUUGGAGACUGCCUAUAAGCAAGGCUGUAAGAAGUUAGACCAAGCUGUAUUGGCUGUUCAUGACCUGCAGAACUCCGUCAGGGAUGGUAUCCUCUUACUGCGGGUUUUGCUAGAGGAGGUGCGUCGUAAUGCUGUGACAGAGAAACAGGCCAUACAGACUCUGUAUGUCAACAUGCAGGAGAAAAUACAAGAGAAGAAAACAGAGCUGGAAGAGGAAGUAGAAAGACAGUACAAAGCUAAAGAGUCACUGUUUAAGGCUCAGCUGGUAACCUUGACAACAUUAUUACCCACAAUUCAUGUGAACCUGGUCACCAGCGCCGCCUUCACAGGAACAGCCAACAAACAUGAGUUCUUAGACUUGGCAUAUUCUUUAAUGGGUAGACUGACUUCUAUAGUACAACACCAGCAUAAACUAUACCCAACCCAAAGCAGUCAAGUUAACACAGAUUACAAAGCUCAGAUUGCCAAAUGUCUGGAGCCUCUGCUAUUUCCGUAUUAUCAAAAGGGAGAUAACAACACUUGCACCAGUUCUCUCCCUUUGAGCCGCCCAGCCUCCAGUCAAUCUGUGCCUAUGCCAAACAUCAGACUAGAGCUUCCCGUGACUGCCCCCAGCACAACAAACGGCCCAAACAGAGGGGUGACAGUUGUCAGCUAUGGCCCAAAUGGUGGUCGGCGUGGGAACAAUAAUGGGAGUAAAGUGAAAUUCAUUGAUGCUAAAGGCGUGUUUGCUGAGCACUGUGUGGAGUUUGACAACAGUCACAGAGACCUUCUGCAGAAGUUGGAGAAGUUGAAAUCCUGUGUGCAGGAGCUUCACAGAGACUUGACUCUACGACGCAUCAUGGCCAAAAACUGCAAAGUAUCUGACUUUAAAACUGAAGUCGCUGAAGUGGAUGAGCAGUUAACAAAGCAUUGUGAUCACCUGGAGCAGAAGCGGAUUGCUCUGGAAAAGCAUUGGGAAGAAUGUCUUCAGAGAAUAGGCAAUGAACAAGAACUGUAUCAAGCUCAAAUGAGUGAUGUUUUACGACUGAAACAGGAGUGUCAGCAUCUGAAGACAAUUGUCACACAGUUGUCUCCCUUCAUUGAGUCAAUCUCUAAGGUCACAGAGAGAAUUGUGCCUAAAUUAGGAGAUUAUUCCUCGUCCUCAAAUAAAGAGAAGCAGAUCCAUGCUUUGUUUGAGCAAAUCAACACGAUGCAGCCUGAUUCACAACAACGGGUUGAUGCUAUACGAACUGCUGAGGAAGAGAGGGAAACACAAACAGCCAAUAGAACAAAUCCGCUGGAUGAUGAGCUGAUUAAAACAAAGGGCUUAUUGAAGGCUCCAUCGGCACGAAGAGAGAGUGGUACAAGGCGGGACUUGAAAGACCAUUUCAAAAUGCCCACGAUUAGUGGAGAUAGCAAAGGAGUUGAAUGUUCAAACGUGAGCUGUGAUGAAGGGAGAAUUUGUGAAGUAACAAUAGUGAACGCCUGUGGAGACUCUAAGAGUAAGAAGACUGAGUGCCUUUGUGUAAACAGUGCCAGCAGUAAUUGUGAAGCCCCAAAUCUGAACGUGACAGUCAAUGGCGAGGAAUCAACCAAAGUUAACAGUGGAGUCAGUGUUGAUGAUCCAACAGAGGCAAACAUUACAGUAGUCAGCUUAGUUUCACCAAAGACAAAAGGAAUCUGCAAGAACUCUGAGAUUUCAAAGUCUGAGAAUGACUCUGGCUUUGAAAGAAGUAAAAAGGAAGCAACAUGGCUGAAUGCUGACAGCACUGAAUCUCUACUGAAAAAUGGUGACAGCACAGGCGUUGAAUCUCCGAAAGCAAAUGGUGACAGUGAAAGUGCUGAAUUGCCAAAGAUGAUGAAUGGCUGUAAAAGUGCAGGAUUGUUGAAGAUGACCAAUGGGUGUAAAAGCACAGAGGCAAAGAGGACAAACGGAGACUGUACAAUGUACGAGACAUGCCUGACAGUGAUGGCCAGCGAUGGCAUGUGAGCGACAUUUUAACCUUGGCCAGCCCAACACGCAGCAGCCUUUUGUCCUCAGCAUGGCCAAUUCUCAGCCAUUGUUGUUAUAGUGUUUAAUGGCUGUUUUUGCAGUAGUCUACAUGUAGAAGUGAGUAUAGAUUUUUUCACAACAGAAUAGGUGUUUUUCUUCUGUAUUGAUCACCUGUGGGGUGUGAAGUGUUAACAUUGAGGCGUUGCCUGUGCGUUACCAUUGUCCCUGCAGCUCUUGUCCCUCCCCACGGACUGUAUGCACCAUCACACAUCAGUGUACAUGCGGUUGGGGGGUGCCUGGCCACUCUCUUAGUGCCUCUGUAUGUAUAACUAUGAAGCCUGUCCCAGUGGACAACUGUGUAUUGAUCUAUCUUCUAGGAAACAGGGUCAUCCCAGAUUUGUGAAACAACCAAACAACAGGGAUAUUUUCUAACACUGGAAAACGAGGACCGGUUAAAAACAAUUUUGUUAUUCGGAGGCCUUAAACAUCAAUACAUUCUUCAUUUUAUUCUUUCUAUUUUACCAUGCUUUGUAUAAGCUGGAACUGAAAGCGACAGCAUUAAAUCAUCAGACAAUGAACUUAAGAUGUUGACAGCAGAUGUGUAUGUUAGAACUGCUCUUAUUACAUGACAGAGGAAUCUGAUCAGUUAAGGCUAACAUAUGGUGAAACAGUUUUAUAUGUGCACAAUGUUCAUCAUGAAGUACUUUAAAGGAACAGUAAACAAAAGAUAAAGUGAGUGUCACCAUAUCAAUAUCUGAAACUACCUGUAUGAAUGAAGUCGAGGUAUUAUGAAAGUGUUAGAGAGGGCGUUGUUGUUUUCAUUGUCAUGGUUUAGAUUUUCUGAGGCUAAUGAGUAACUUUUGGUGUUGAACUGUAUUGUGAAAUAUCAUUCUUGUACUAUUAUUAUAUUAAGGUAAGAGAUGACCGUAGCUUUAAUUCUUACAGUUUUGAAAAUAAUGCGUUUAUUGAUGUAUUUAGUCAGUAAAUUUAAAGCUAGACCUAUGUUUUAGCUAUCUGAUAUUCAAAUUAAGGACUUGUGUAAAGAAUAUAUAUAUUGGUAUAUACUUUUUUAUCUUAAAGUUUCUUAAUUUUUACCCUAACUCCUCUGCAGAUGGGAACCUACUCACGACUUCAAAUAUGUUAGGUACAUAUGAACUGUAGAUUCACUGCUCACAUGGGAGGAAGUGAAUGGAUAGUACUGGGCCUGGCACACUAACUGCACUGCUGUAGUUUUGCUGGCUAAACAAACCAUUUGUCUUAGAUUGGCUGUGACAAACAAUGACAUUUGUUUUGUAGUGUAUGUAAGGAGAAACCAAUUUUAUUUUGUGCUCUAGGAGAGAAAAAAAAUUGUAAAUCCACCCUGUUUUUUUGUCUGAUCUUAAUGUUUUCACAAUUUUCCUGUUUUUCAAGGCUUUUAACCACAUAAAUACAUGGUAAACAGGAAACAUUGCCCUAGCAGAAUAAGAUGAUUUUUUCAGUUUUAUUUUAAUUUUUAUGAUCACCUCGCUCCGAUGUUGGAAAAAGAGUCAUUUUGCCUGUAAUGCAAAUAAUUGGUGCGGCUUAACUGUCUAGCCUAUUGCCAACUAUCUGUAAAGGCAAGAUCUUCACUUUUUCUGAAUGCCUUGUUUAGAAUUUAGGAUGUACUGAAACCCCCUGCUUAGACUGCAAAAUUUAAUUGUAAUUAUUCAUCUUUAGAAUAUCUUAGUAAAGUUAGUUUUAGAUAUAUUCAUCAGUGGCCUGAAGGGCUUAUUAAUAUUUUUGUUUCACUUCAAGUGAAAAAUAAAAUCCAGAUCUUCUGAACAUUGCAGUGCAGCUCACAAUUUUAUACCUAAGCAUGGCACAAGACUUCUGAAAAGAUAAGUGCACACAGGCACAAACAUAUAGUUGGUAUUUAAGUAUACCUGAAAAUUGUAAUUUUUUUUAUUUAUUUUCUUGUUUGGAAAAAAAAUACAUUUUCUCUUUGCCUGAUCACUAUAUUAAUUGCCUGUUUUACAUAAGAAUUUCAAAAAUGUAAUUUAUGUUAACUGAUUGUUGCCAUGACAAUGUGGCAGUUUGCAGUUCAUCAAGUGUCUGUGUGUCUGU